AUGACGCAAAUAAUAGUGACGUGGGAAGUAUACCUGGAAAUACGGAUACUGGAGAAAAUAAAUCAACUGAAGAUAAUGGACCAAACAAUAGUGAAGAUGCAAAGAAUUCGGGAGAUCUCUAUAACAACAUGUGCACAAAUAGUCGAGAACGUUCCAGAUCAAAAUACGGCUGGUGGUCACAUAAAUACUAAUUAUUAUGGAGGCAUUGGAGACCCAGAUUAUUAUGGACACAGUUAUGGAAACAAAUAUAAUGGCAAAUACUUUGGCAAGGAUGUGGAGGAUUUUUUAAUCAACAGAAAAUUAAGUGAUGUUGAAAAGUUACAAAGGUCGCGAGGAUUAUAUGAACAUUAUGAAUACGACGAUGGGAAUCCAGACGUUCACGGCAGAAUCCAGCGUCCUUGUCAAGCGUACGACACAUUCUGCAUCCGCAAGUUUUUUGCACAGCACUCCCAAUGCAAGAUAUCCGGGAGAGAAGUCCCUGAGCCCCUGUUCCGAGCCCAGGCCACGCUCAACAUCCCUAACUCCAACGUGUCGGCUAUAUUUAACAAUUUGGAAUAUAGAGGAAUCAAAGACGGGAGAGUAGCAGAGUUUUAUAUCGACAAAGAGACGGACAACUUGGUAAUUGCUGUGGACUUCGACCAAGUUACUUUCGGCUCUCAAACCUUGUAUCUGAAAUACUACCUGAGAGGUCGAGAGCCGGUCGUAGUGCAGGACGCCGCUGGCGCUACGUUUGUGCAAGUAUCAGUCACGGCGGUGAUACCAAAUCUGAAAAACUUGAAGCUGGAUCGCGCAGAAAUAUAUACGUAUAAUGGGGAACCUGUACCUCCGUUCCUCGCUGGCCCACGACUGGCGUUGAGCACAGAUCCAGAAGUGGUAACGAUGUUCGCCACAGCAAUCGCUAAUGUGCCAACGGAUGCCCAAGAAUCGCUGAUGACUGAGGGAGUUUUCUACAUUUUAAAUUUCAUUCAGUAUAAUAUUUGUGAUUUUGGUUUGAAGGUUAUUUAG
Messenger RNA from Cydia fagiglandana, 1005 nucleotides. RefSeq lists its product as uncharacterized. Gene Ontology annotation, cellular component: extracellular region. The transcript is spliced from 6 exons. Lineage: Eukaryota; Metazoa; Arthropoda; Insecta; Lepidoptera; Tortricidae. Gene Ontology annotation, molecular function: structural molecule activity. The coding region runs from base 1 to 1005 and encodes 334 amino acids. The record is from RefSeq and is a predicted model, not a curated record.